Raphanus sativus (radish) is the source of this 1183-nucleotide messenger RNA. RefSeq lists its product as uncharacterized. The transcript is spliced from 3 exons. The record is from RefSeq and is a predicted model, not a curated record. Lineage: Eukaryota; Viridiplantae; Streptophyta; Magnoliopsida; Brassicales; Brassicaceae. The coding region runs from base 150 to 983 and encodes 277 amino acids.
CUCUCAUAACAAAAACCAAUUCCAUUAAAAAAAAAAAAAACAGCACAGCCGGCGAAAAAAUUUCCCGGCGAUCUCCGAAAGAGUUAGAGCAAAUCUUGGCGGGAAAAGAGAUCGGUUUUGACUUCUGAGUGCAACCCACCCACCGAUCAAUGGUAUUUCGCGGCGAGAUGACGACGACGGCGAGGAGGACGACGGCGAGACCGGAGCGGCCCAAGACUCUCCACAACUUCACGCUCCCGAGCAGCUUGAAGUGGGGGAGCCAGCGGCAUCUCACGUGCACGAAGAUCGAGUCCACGAGUUCCACCGGCGAUCACCGACUCCGACGCCGAUCUCCGCCUACGAAAGUCGCCUCCUCCUCCUCUCCGUUUCGAUUCGGCGAGUCUGAUCAUCGCAACGACGUGAACCAGCAUCGCCGGUCGAGGAACGCUGCGUCGUUCAGAUCGGUGGAUGACGGCGGCGGCGAGGAGGGUGAAGGGAUCGAGGAGUUCAGGGUGAAGAUCAUGUCGGAUCUGAAGACGGUUAGGGAUAAGAUCACGCGAUCGAUGUACGCUCUCGGCGGGGAGGAGAAAGACGACGACGAAGAAGAAGAACGGAGAACCGAUGGCGGCUCCGGUCACGAGGAGAAAGAGGUUUCUCCGGUGAAGCCGUGGAAUCUGAGGAAACGAAGAGCGGCGGCGUGCAAGGAAGCAACCGAGGAGGAGAGGGUAGGGAAUCCGUCGCCUCCGCCGCCGCCGUCGAGAAACGAUCCGACGAGGGUGGUGAAGGAAAGAGCGAAGGAGGUGGUGGUACGGCCCAAGUUCUCCGUGAAGCUAUCGAAGAAGGAAAUCGAGGAGGAUUUCAUGGCGUUUGUGGGCCGCCGACCACCGCGUCGGCCCAAGAAGCGGCCCAGAACCGUUCAGAAGAUACUCGAUAGCUUGCAUCCUGCGUUUUAUCUGACUGAAGUGACGCUUGAUGAUUACAAGGUGGAAGAAACCAAGAGAUGAUUGUGUGACUCAGUUGCCGUUGACGUCUCAAAGAGUUGUCAAAUAUUUGAAAUUGGGUCAAGUCUGGAAGCUGCUUUUCGUUUUCUCUCAGUGAUUCUUCGUUCUUCUCGAGUUUUUUCUGGGAAUAAACUGUACAAAAAGCUAUGGAGAACGUGUAGGUUCCUGUUGAUUAAAUACAUAAUAAAGUUUCAUUUCAUAUA